AUGCCAAGUUCCGAGGACUUUCCAAAGUUGAAAAAUGACGUAAUUCUACGUGCGGCUAAAGGCCUUCCAGUCCCUUACACCCCUGUCUGGUUGAUGCGUCAGGCCGGUCGUUAUCUGCCCGAGUUUCGAGCAAUCAGAAAAGAACGCGAUUUCUUUGAUAUAUGCCAGACCCCUGAGCUGGCUUGUGAAAUUACGCUUCAACCAAUUAGGCGAUUUCAGCUCGAUGCUGCCAUCAUAUUUUCAGAUAUUUUAGUUAUUCCACAGGCCCUUGGAAUCGAGGUUACAAUGAAACCUGGUGAAGGUCCUAGUCUGUCGAGCAUUCUGGUUAAAUCUGAUGACCUUGAGCGCCUCGACUGGGAAGUUGACGUGCGGAAGUCGUUACACUACGUCUACGAGGCAAUCACACUUACGCGGCACCGCCUUGAGGGGCUUGUGCCUCUCAUCGGUUUUUCCGGGGGACCAUGGACUCUGAUGACUUACAUGAUCGAGGGUGGUGCAUCCAAAACCCUCGCCAAGUCGAAACGGUGGCUCUACACCGAUGCCAACGCCAGUCACAGACUUCUUGGUCUAUUGACUCGAGUUAUUGUUGAUCAUCUUGUGCAGCAAGCCGUUGCGGGGGCUCAACUUCUGCAGAUAUUCGAGUCUCACGCCGGUGCUCUUACUCCACAGCUCUUCAACACCUUCCUGUUGACUUACCUGAGGCAGAUUUACCUGGAUGUGAGAAACCAGCUCUUAAACAGGUUUGGCUUUAAAGAUGAUGAUUGCCCUCCGAUAAUAAUGUACGCAAAAGAUGGCCAUUUCGCUCUUAAAAGCAUCGCUUCAAUCGGAUUUCAAGUGAUCGGACUCGAUUGGACAGUUGAUCCAGCUGGAGCUCGUCAAAUCGUUGGUGACAAUGUCACUCUACAGGGGAACCUCGAUCCCUGCGCUUUGUAUUCAUCCGAAGAAGAUCUAGAGAAACGCGUAGUUGAGAUGCUACGUUCUUUUGGUUAUGGGGGUCGACAUAUUGCAAAUCUUGGUCACGGAAUUUACCCUGACAUGGAGCCUGACAAAGUGGCCACCUUCGUUGAUCUUGUGCAUCGACAUUCUUCGCGUCCUCAUUCGACAAGUUGA
Mesocestoides corti is the source of this 1110-nucleotide messenger RNA. The record is from the annotation of a GenBank genome assembly. NCBI's taxonomy places the organism in Eukaryota, Metazoa, Platyhelminthes, Cestoda, Cyclophyllidea, Mesocestoididae.